AGUAGGUAAUAUAACGGCUAUUGUGGGAUAUUUUCAUAAGGAAAAGGUUCUGCGAUUUGUUCCGGUGGCGGACAAGACCAGGAUGCACGGAGCUGCUACUUGUAUUCUACUGCUGGGAAUCUGCAUCCUGUGUCUCACCGAUCAAAGUGAUGCAGUAUGUAAAGACAGAAAACGUAAUUGUAAGGAACUGGCUGAGAUGGGAUUAUGUACCCAGAACAAAAAAGCAAACAAAAUUAUAAAGAAGUGCCGGGCGUCUUGCAAUCUGUGUUCAGCUGACACAGGAAAAGCAGCUGAAACAACAGGUGGCGCAGGGUGUACGGACAAGAAGCGGAGUUGUAAGAAAAUGGCUGCGAAGGGAUUUUGUACCGACAAGAAACAUGCAAAGAAAAUGAAGAAACGUUGCAAGGCGUCAUGCCAUCUGUGUGACACAAAGUGUGAGGACGAAAAGCGGAAUUGUAAGAAACAAGCUGGGAAAGGAUUGUGUACCGACAAGAAACAUGCAAAGAAAAUGCGGAAACAUUGCAAGAAGUCAUGCAAUCUGUGUUCGGGUACCUCGGGAACAGCUGGGACGGACACACCACAAGUGCCAGAGUGUAAAGACGAAAAGCCUAAAUGCAAGAAAUUGGCCAAGAAGGGGUUUUGUACCGACAAGAAACAGAAAAAGAAAAUGAGGAAACGUUGCAAGGCGUCAUGCAAUCUGUGUUCGGGUAACUCGGGAACAGCUGGGACGGACACACCACAAGUGCCAGAGUGUAAAGACGAAAAGCCUAAAUGCAAGAAAUUGGCCAAGAAGGGGUUUUGUACCGACAAGAAACAGAAAAAGAAAAUGAGGAAACGUUGCAAGGCGUCAUGCAAUCUGUGUAUCCAAAACAUGCCAGGCCGACCCAGUAACAGUGGACCAGAGGAACCAUGAAGAGAAAAUGACGAAUGUUUCAAUGUGGCACGAAAUUUCUGGAAGUUGCCCUGAGAAGCCCCCCUACCACCCCACCCCCCCCC
Messenger RNA from Haliotis rufescens (red abalone), 996 nucleotides. RefSeq lists its product as uncharacterized. The record is from RefSeq and is a predicted model, not a curated record. Lineage: Eukaryota; Metazoa; Mollusca; Gastropoda; Lepetellida; Haliotidae. The coding region runs from base 83 to 913 and encodes 276 amino acids. The transcript has 10 exons.